AUUUUAUUGUGGAAAACUGUGUCCGGAAGUAACAUCUAUUUUUAUUCUAUCUCUGCAUCUACUGUUACGGUAUGUGACUGAGAAAGACUUACGGGAAGAGGAGAAGAGACUUUGGACGAGGGAUCGAUUAUAAGACUUGUGUUUUCAGGUGGCACAACGCCUUUGGAGGUCGAUACCGUCCACAAAACCCAAGUUAUUCCGCUGGAUUUGGAAACGUUUCUUUAACAGUGAUCGUUUAUUUGAUCUGAUACGGGAUGUCUGGACAGAGCAUUACAGACAGGAUAACCGCCGCUCAACACAGUGUCACCGGCUCGGCGAUUUCCAAAACUGUUUGCAAGGCGACCACACAUGAAAUAAUGGGACCAAAAAAGAAACAUUUGGAUUAUUUGAUUCAGUGCACAAAUGAGAUGAAUGUGAACAUCCCUCAGCUGGCUGACACACUGUUUGAGAGGACCGCCAACACCAGCUGGGUGGUUGUGUUCAAGUCCCUCACCACCACACACCAUCUGAUGGUCUACGGCAAUGAGAGAUUUAUACAAUAUCUGGCUUCAAGGAACACACUAUUCAACCUCAGCAAUUUUUUGGACAAAAGUGGCCUACAAGGCUAUGAUAUGUCAACGUUCAUAAGGAGGUAUAGCCGCUACCUGAAUGAGAAGGCUGUGUCUUACAGACAAGUUGCUUUUGACUUCACUAAAGUGAAAAGAGGGGCUGAUGGAGUGAUGAGAACUGUGAACACAGAGAAACUCCUCAAGACCAUCCCUAUCAUCCAAAAUCAGAUGGAUGUCUUACUUGAUUUCAAUGUCAAUGCCAAUGAACUGACAAAUGGUGUGAUCAACGCAGUCUUCAUGCUUCUGUUCAAAGAUGCCAUCCGACUGUUUGCAGCAUACAAUGAGGGCAUCAUCAACCUCCUUGAGAAAUACUUUGACAUGAAGAAAGUCCAGUGCAAAGAAGGACUUGAUAUCUACAAGAAAUUCCUUACACGAAUGACUCGAAUCUCAGAGUUCCUCAGAGUUGCAGAGCAAGUUGGAAUCGAUCGAGGAGACAUCCCCGAUCUGUCGCAGUUUACAGUUUGUGCCCCCAGCAGCCUGCUUGAUGCCCUGGAGCAGCACUUAGCCUCUUUAGAAGGAAAGAAAGUCAAAGACUCGACAGCAGCCAGCAGGGCUAGCACCCUCUCCCAUGCAGUCUCCUCCCUGGCCAACACCGGCAUAUCUUUCACGAAAGUGGACGAGAGGGAAAAACAGGCCGCCCUGGAGGAAGAGCAGACGCUCCUAAAAACACUAAAAGAGCAGCGUCUGAAAGAGCUCCAAAAGGAUCCUACUGCAGCAACCACAGACUCAUCCCCUGACUCCACGAUGGGCGGGACCAUGAAUUCUGCUCCUUCCAUUGACCUUUUCUCCACGCGGAGUUCCACCAACAGCACCUCCAAGGCAGCCAAUGAACUUCUGGACCUGCAGCCAGCUUUCCAGCAGCCACUGACUCUCUCCACCAGCAACACAUGGGGAGACUCCUUCUGUGGGCCAAGCCCUUACAACACCACUCCACUCUUCCAACCUGAGCCCCCAGCUGUUGCUGGUCUAUUCAGAGGGUUUACAGCCUCCCCAACACCCCAGCAGCCACAGAACCCUCAAGGCCUUAAUGUCGACUUUGAGUCAGUAUUUGGCAACAACACCAAUGCUAACAACCUGGAUUAUACAGAUGUUUUAGGUGAUAUCCUCAAACCUACAGUGGCAUCCUCACCCAAUCAGGGCAUGACCCUGAACGGCCAACAGGCUCACAAACUGGUAUCCAGCGACCUGGACUCAUCACUGGCCAAUCUUGUUGGCAAUCUGGGAAUUGGCAACGGCACUUCAAAGAAUGAUCUUCACUGGAGUCAGCCUGGUGAGAGAAAGCUGACAGGUGGAAACAACUGGCAACCUAAGAUGGCUCCUUCUACCACCUGGAACCCUGCAGCCAUGGCACCAUCUGUCAUGGCAUUUCCUGCAACCACACCGACGGGCAUGAUGGCAUAUGCAAUGCCUCCCCACAUGGGCUCCAUGAUGAUGACGCAGCCCACUAUGAUGUACACCCAACCUGUGAUGAGGCAAGCCAACCCUUUUGGCCCCAAUCCAGGUGCACAGAUGCAGUUUAUGUAACCUGAAAGGUGGGGGUUGGGGUCUUUCCCAUCUGAAGAUGAUUCACAACAAAGUCAACUAUCCAAGAAAACCUUCAGUUUGGUUCUAAUGAACUUGCUCUGAGAAUAAAAGGCCCAAAUAAGACUUGUU
Molecule: messenger RNA, 2261 nt
Organism: Etheostoma cragini (Arkansas darter)
Lineage: Eukaryota; Metazoa; Chordata; Actinopteri; Perciformes; Percidae
Gene: picalma
Product: phosphatidylinositol binding clathrin assembly protein a
Exons: 22
Coding region: 255-2132 (625 amino acids)
Biological process (GO): synaptic vesicle budding from presynaptic endocytic zone membrane; clathrin coat assembly; clathrin-dependent endocytosis
Cellular component (GO): clathrin-coated pit; extrinsic component of presynaptic endocytic zone membrane; clathrin-coated vesicle
Molecular function (GO): 1-phosphatidylinositol binding; clathrin heavy chain binding; SNARE binding
Source: RefSeq, a predicted model, not a curated record